GUCCAUCGGGCAUCGGCUGACCCAUCGAUCGGCUACCCCAGCGGGCAAACGGCGGCUGCGAGGAGGAAGGAUGCUCGUGGAGGGUUUCCGGGUGGAGAGCCCGCGGGUGCGGUACGGCGACGGCGAGAUCGAGUCCGAGUACCGCUACGACACCACCGAGGUGGUCCCGCCGGCCGCCGGCGCCGGAGGAUGGGUGGUGCGGCCCAAGUCCGUCACCUACAACUUCAAGACUAGCACCAACGUCCCGAAGCUCGGGGUGAUGCUGGUUGGAUGGGGCGGCAACAACGGGACGACGCUGACGGCCGGGGUCAUCGCCAACAGAGAGGGCAUUUCGUGGGAGACCAAGGAAAAGGUCCACAAGGCCAACUACCUCGGCUCCCUGACGCAGGCUUCCACCAUCAGGGUCGGCAGCCACAACGGGGAGGAGAUCUACGUGCCUUUCAAGAGCCUUGUGCCCAUGGUUAACCCCAACGACAUCGUGUUCGGUGGUUGGGACAUCAGCAACUUCAACAUGGCCGACGCCAUGGCCAGGGCCAAGGUCCUUGACAUUGGCCUGCAGAAGCAGCUCAGGGGCUACAUGGAGUCCAUGGUGCCGCUCCCCGGCAUCUUCAACCCGGACUUUGUCGCCGCGAACCAAGGCUCGCGCGCUAACAAUGUCAUCAAGGGCACCAAGAAAGAGCAGGUGGACCAGAUCAUCAAGGACAUCAGGGAGUUCAAGGAGAAGAACAAGGUCGACAAGGUAGUCGUGCUGUGGACAGCAAACACCGAGAGGUACAGCAGCGUCGUCGCGGGGCUUAACGACACGACGGACAAUCUCCUGGCCUCCUUGGAUAAGAACGAGGCAGAGAUCUCACCAUCGACGCUCUACGCGAUAGCCUGCGUCAUGGAGGGUGUACCGUUUGUAAACGGAAGCCCUCAAAACACCUUCGUGCCCGGGCUGAUUGAGCUCGCCAUCAAGAAGAACUCUGUAAUCGGUGGCGAUGACUUCAAGAGUGGGCAGACCAAGAUGAAGUCUGUCUUGGUCGAUUUCCUCGUUGGCGCUGGAAUUAAGCCCACCUCAAUCGCCAGCUACAACCACCUAGGAAACAAUGACGGCAUGAACCUCUCCGCACCGCAAGUCUUCCGAUCCAAGGAGAUCUCCAAGAGCAGCGUGGUGGAUGACAUGGUCGCCAGCAAUGCCAUCCUCUACAGCCCCGGGGAGCAUCCCGAUCACGUCAUCGUGAUCAAGUACAUCCCCUACGUUGGGGACAGCAAGAGGGCCAUGGACGAGUACACCUCCGAGAUCUUCAUGGGCGGCAAGAAUACCAUCGUGCUGCACAACACCUGCGAGGACUCGCUUCUCGCUGCGCCCAUCAUCCUUGACCUGGUGCUCCUGGCUGAGCUCAGCACUCGGAUUCAGCUUAAAGCCGAAGGACAGGACAAGUUCCAUUCCUUCCACCCGGUGGCAACUAUCUUGAGCUACCUCAGCAAGGCUCCUCUUGUUCCUCCAGGCACACCAGUGGUGAAUGCAUUAGCUAAGCAGAGGGCCAUGCUGGAGAACAUCCUAAGGGCCUGUGUCGGCUUGGCCCCCGAGAACAACAUGAUGCUUGAGCACAAAUGAAGGUGCAGGUAUGUGAUGACAGCAAGAGGGGAAGGAAGUAAAGGAUCAAGUGAAGGUGAGGAAAUAAGUCACCUCCUUAGCACAUGACGAAGAAAUAACAAGGGCCAGUGGAAGGGAAGGGAUCAUGGAAAGAAGAUAAGCAUUCAUGGUGUCAUUGAUCCUCUAGGAAGGCUUAGUUAAUUGGCUCUCUUCUCCAGUUUUUUUAGAUUUCGCUCUCUUUUGCACUCGUGAGACUAGACUGUGUAUUGGAUCUGUCGUUUGCUGCAAGAUGAAGCCUUUAUUUGCAUGGUGUGAUUAGAACUAUUAUAA
This is a messenger RNA of Phragmites australis (common reed), 1909 nucleotides long. Its product is annotated as inositol-3-phosphate synthase 1. Gene Ontology annotation, molecular function: inositol-3-phosphate synthase activity. Gene Ontology annotation, cellular component: cytoplasm. The coding region runs from base 71 to 1600 and encodes 509 amino acids. The record is from RefSeq and is a predicted model, not a curated record. The transcript has 10 exons. Gene Ontology annotation, biological process: inositol biosynthetic process; phospholipid biosynthetic process. Lineage: Eukaryota; Viridiplantae; Streptophyta; Magnoliopsida; Poales; Poaceae.